Messenger RNA from Colossoma macropomum (tambaqui), 1798 nucleotides. It is a transcript of the gene odr4, whose product is annotated as odr-4 GPCR localization factor homolog. The record is from RefSeq and is a predicted model, not a curated record. Gene Ontology annotation, biological process: intracellular protein localization. Bases 107 to 1447 code for a protein of 446 amino acids. Gene Ontology annotation, cellular component: endomembrane system. Lineage: Eukaryota; Metazoa; Chordata; Actinopteri; Characiformes; Serrasalmidae. The transcript is spliced from 14 exons.
CGCUUUUCCCGGAUGACGUGUCUUUCCUGCGGCCUCAUACGCAGCUCAGAGAGCAGCUGGAGCUGAAGCAGCUGGACAUUAAACAGAGAAACAGGUUCUGGUCAGAAUGGGCAGAGGCUACACUGUUGAGGAGUCUGUGGAGAAAUAUCUCGCCAGCCUCUCAGCAGCUGCUGGAUCCUGCGAGACGGGACUUUUGAUUGGCCAGUCCUCAGCACAGAAGGACUUUGUGGUGCUGGCGGUGAAGACUCCUCACAGAGAGAGCGAAGGGGGCUCAGACAGCCGGAGAGUCUCAAGCCCGCUGGAUGAUAUUGAUGCAGACUGGGUGGCUGAGCAUGCCAGGCAGGUUUCUCGGAUGUUACCUGGAGGUGUGAACGUCCUCGGUUUGUUUCUGAUCACCCCUCCUGAGCUGUCAAAAGAAGCGCAGAACACGCUGAAAAGGCUCAUCUUUGCUGUGGAUAAAUGCAUAUCUAAGAGCAGACUGUGGGAUCUGUCCGAGGAUGACGUGACUGACCGCGUCACACUGCACAUCUGCUCCAAGACGAGGAAAGCUAUCUGCAAAACAUAUGAUGUAAAAGACCCCAAGUGUUCAGCAAAACCUGCAGAUUGGAAGUAUCUGUCCGGCAUCUCGUCCUCCUGGCCCGUGCUGACCUGCUCUGUGAAAGUGGACCUGCAGAUCCCAGUGACUGAGUCAUCGUCAGAGAAGUGUAUAAAGGAUGGACUCAGGAGGUGGGCUAAACAGAUUGAGGGUGGUCUUUGUCUCAUUAAUGGCAGACCAGCAUCAGACGACUCAGAGCUUCUGUCAGGAUCGAAAAAGAGCACGAAGACGAGCCAGCAGCAGACGCUACAGGCGCAGAUUCUGGUCUCAGAGGAGGAUCCUGUUCAGAGGUGCAGCGCUGUGGUGCAGGCGAGCAGCGGGUCAGUGCGUGUGAGAGGGACCAUUCACUGCAGAGCAUACAGCCACACCAACAAGCCCAGAAUCAGACACGCUGCUCAGGCUAUUAAGAGGGACGUAGUGAACACGGUUUCAGACCGGGUGGAGAUGCUUUUGGAGGAUCUGCAGAUGAAUGAAGAAGGUCCUGCCAGUGAGCAGCAGGAUCUUCCUCAGCGAGUGUUUGCCCCUCUGCCCGGCUCUGGCCUGACCGUAUGUGACUACAUGUUCCCGGACGAGACUGCCACAGACGUAGCUGAGCGGCUUAAAGAGAUGCUGGACUGGGAAUCAGCCGAGGAGGACAUAGACACCAGUGUGGAGGCUCCAGCAUGUCGCUCUGCGUCUGUUUUGGAAGCGGAUGAUGGACGUGAUGAUGGAGCCGCUCAGGAUGUGCCAACAGAAUCCAACACUGAACCAGUGAAACAGCAGAAAGCUUCACACUACUAUGCUGGUGUGGCCGUGGCAGCUGCUGUCGCCCUCCUCGCCACAGCGACAUCCCUGCUGUAUCUUAACGAGUAACCAUGAGGACGCUCACAAACAAGGAGCUGUUCAUUUCAAUGAAUCUAACUUGGGCAGGAUCUCAAACAGCUCCUACUCUUUAAGCUCAUUGCAUUAAAGGGCCUUAACUGCUCAUUGUAGUUAAGUGUUUUACACUAACAUGCUUUAAACAGCUUAAAAACUCUGAAGGUCUCAAAGUAGUUUUAUACUUACCACUUAAAAAUUUCCCCCUAGUGUUUUUGUGCAGCUUAAUUAAAGGGGAAUUCCACCACUUUUUGAAAAUGUAUGAGUGAGUUAGUCGUUGAGAUGUAAACAGAGUCAUUCAGAGUGGUUUGGUGUGAAAUGUUUGAUUGUAGAGACUCAGAUUUCUUU